Messenger RNA from Pimephales promelas (fathead minnow), 2033 nucleotides. RefSeq names its product SRY-box transcription factor 21b (gene sox21b). Gene Ontology annotation, molecular function: DNA-binding transcription activator activity, RNA polymerase II-specific; RNA polymerase II cis-regulatory region sequence-specific DNA binding. Gene Ontology annotation, biological process: neuron differentiation; brain development; negative regulation of transcription by RNA polymerase II. Gene Ontology annotation, cellular component: nucleus. NCBI's taxonomy places the organism in Eukaryota, Metazoa, Chordata, Actinopteri, Cypriniformes, Leuciscidae. The record is from RefSeq and is a predicted model, not a curated record.
UCGUCCUCGCGCUGGGUGGGAUUGUGGAGCGCGAGGUCUGACAGAUGCAGUGCGCAUGCGCAGAAGCCCUUCUUCAGCACCUGCCAGUGCGCGCAUUACUUCACAUGUUGAACUCUCGGCUGACAAUCACUCGAGUUAACAUUUCAUCAUGAGGAGAACACACACCGAGCUCAGCUGAAGAAAACACACACACACACACACACACACACACACACACACCGAGCUCAGCUGAGGAGGAACACCGACUCUUCAUUAUCUCUUCUUCAUCUGACACUUUUCGGGAUUUAUACCAACAAUGCUUCUGAGGAGAACAUUGCUUUCGUGAAAGUUAAAGCCGAAUUACGCUUGACUUGGACUUGUUUGUCACGCGCGCCGGAAUGAAGCACUGAUCCUGACGGAACGCUUUUCCUUGUUAUUUUAACUUCGCUGACUUUAAUCUCCCGUGGGCAAGUGCCAGUUCCGUGGACUUUACCUGCACAGGUGCAUUAUGUCCAAGCCCAUGGAUCACGUCAAGCGCCCUAUGAACGCGUUCAUGGUGUGGUCCCGCGCGCAGAGACGGAAAAUGGCCCAAGAAAACCCGAAAAUGCACAACUCUGAGAUCAGCAAGAGACUGGGCGCGGAGUGGAAACUCCUGACGGAAGCCGAGAAGCGGCCGUUCAUCGACGAGGCGAAGCGGCUGCGCGCGAUGCACAUGAAGGAGCACCCCGACUACAAGUACAGACCCAGACGAAAGCCCAAGACUUUAAUGAAGAAGGACAAGUUCGCGUUCCCGAUGGCGUACAACCUGGGCGAGCACGAGGCGCUGAAGGUGAGCGCGCUCCCGGGCGGCGUGCCCGAUUCUCUGAUGAGCAACGCGGAGAAAGCGCGCGUGUUCUUCAACCCGGCCAUGGCCAACCCGUACUCGUUCUUCGACCUCGGGUCCAAACUGCCCGAACUCUCGCCGCCGUUCUCCUACGCGUCUCCGCUGGGCUAUCCGAGCACGGGCACGGCCUUCCCCGGGGUGCACGCGCACACACACUCACACACACACCCGUCACCGGGGAACCCGGGAUACAUGAUGCCGUGCACCUGCUCCGCGUGGCCGCCCGCGGGGCUCCAGCCCCCGCUCGCCUAUAUACUGCUGCCCGGGCUGGGCAAGCCGGGCCUGGACCCGUACCCGCUAUGAGCCCGGGACUCCGGGGGAAGUUUGAAAUGUGAAGUGAACGAAUGACUACAUGCAAUACACGCGGAGCACAGCUGAACAUGUGAUAAACGAGACAUCACGUAUGUGUGUGUGAGUGUGUGUAUCAUGACGAGAACGAGUGGCUCUUAUCAAUGUGAAUAAAUCUGUGCGAAAGUGCGACUCCGCGAGAGGCGAGAAUAACCUGUUGACUGUAAUGUGUGUGUAGCGCAGGCCGAUGCUGUAACGGGGUUGCAUUGCUAUUCUGGAGGAGAAAAGUGCAUUGUUUUAUUUGGACUCAACCUAAAGAAUUCCGUUUUUUUAUUAUUAUUAUUCAGUCAUGUUGCUGUAAAUGUGUACAGUUUUAUUAAACCACGUCUAGUGCUCUACGCACCGGAGCUCUCCAACUAGAAAUCAGAUAUUUUGAGUUUCGAAUCUACUAUUUCCAUGGAUGUAUUAUGUAAUAUUUAUUGUUAAUUCAGUCAGUGAAACUCUGUUGGCCGUGGGACACGCCGUGUUCCCUUGAUAUUUGCACAACGGGAGACAGGAGCACUUAUAAGUGAAAUUUAAUGAAAUGAAACACGUGAAAUAAUAAGAUUUCUGAUAUUUCUAAGGGUUAUUCUACAUCACAGAUCAAUCAUGCGUUCACGUCAAGAAGUCAGUCCGGUUUUUUACUAACUCGAAGUGAAAUUGUAUGUUAUAUAUGUUUUGCAUAAUUCCACUUAUAUGUACUUAAAAUGCCUAUCGUUCAUUUAUUGAACAAGGGGGAUAUAAUAAAGCGAAUGCGAAAAGAAAAGAAAUUGCUCUGUAUAGUUCUUGAACAAGAUUUGUAUCUGAAAGCCUUUCCUCGGUCGGAGCAGGUGAAGUGUAAAGU